Hypanus sabinus (Atlantic stingray) is the source of this 2846-nucleotide messenger RNA. It is a transcript of the gene slc27a4, whose product is annotated as solute carrier family 27 member 4. The coding region runs from base 50 to 1798 and encodes 582 amino acids. The transcript is spliced from 12 exons. Gene Ontology annotation, cellular component: microvillus; endoplasmic reticulum membrane; plasma membrane. Gene Ontology annotation, molecular function: long-chain fatty acid transmembrane transporter activity; long-chain fatty acid-CoA ligase activity. Lineage: Eukaryota; Metazoa; Chordata; Chondrichthyes; Myliobatiformes; Dasyatidae. The record is from RefSeq and is a predicted model, not a curated record. Gene Ontology annotation, biological process: long-chain fatty acid import into cell; very long-chain fatty acid catabolic process; medium-chain fatty acid transport.
AUUAGCAACAUGCACGGUUCUGCUCUUCGUGCAGCGUCUGGUGGCCAGGAUGCCCUGGACGCUGGUAGCAGUCACCACCUGCGCGUUUUACCUUGCAUCGGGAGGUCACAAAUUCGUGGAAGUCUUCUUGAAGACCAUACGCCGAGACGUACGUGCUGCUGGUGUCCUCCUCAAAGUGAAGCUCAAUGUGAAGCGGAAUUUGAAAUUGAACAACACAGUCCCAAAAAUCUUCCAAGAAGUUGCUCAGAGGCAUCCGGAAAAGACGGCGCUCAUCUUCGAAGGGACUGGCGUUGCUUGGAGUUUCCGGGAGCUGGACGAGUACUCAAACAGAGUGGCCAACUUUUUCUCUGAGCGCGGCUGCCGCCCCGGUGAUGUGGUGGCCCUUUUCAUGGAGAGCAGGAAUGAGUACGUGGGACUGUGGCUGGGCUUGGCCAAAGUUGGAGUCGAGGCAGCGCUGAUAAACUUCAAUUUGCGACUGGACGCCCUGACCCACUGCGUCACCAUCUCCAAGGCCAAAGCCAUUAUAUUCGGCAGCGAACUGAAUGGUGCCUUGCAGGAGAUCCACCAGACCCUGGGGAAAUCCAUGCAGUUGUAUUGCUCUGGAGAAUGGAACUUCAGCGAGAUGCUCCCAGGCACUGUAAACCUCGACCAAUUUCUAGAAGCCUCACCGUCCGAUCCUCCUGUGCCUCUCCCAAACCGAGGAUUUACAGAUCGACUGUUUUACAUUUAUACUUCAGGAACGACAGGGAUGCCGAAGGCAGCCAUAGUUGUCCACAGCAGAUAUUACCGGAUGGCAGCUUUGGUCUACUACGGUUAUCAGAUGCGCACUGAUGACAUUGUCUAUGACUGUUUGCCUCUCUAUCACUCUGCAGGGAAUAUUGUGGGAAUAGGGCAAUGCCUUUUACAUGGACUGACUGUUGUUAUCAAGAGAAAAUUCUCUGCCUCUCGCUUCUGGGAUGACUGCAUUAAGUACAGGUGCACGAUUGUCCAGUAUAUCGGGGAGAUUUGCCGCUAUCUCCUGAGCCAGCCCCAGCGCAGUGUGGAGAAGGAGCACUGCGUCCGCAUGGCCCUGGGAAACGGCUUGCGGCCGUCCAUCUGGGAGGACUUCACUUCCCGCUUCCAGAUCCCGCAGAUCGCCGAGUUCUACGGAGCCACGGAAUGCAACUGCAGCCUGGGGAACUUCGACAGCAAGACUGGUGCCUGUGGAUUUAAUAGCCGCAUUCUGCCAUUCAUCUACCCGAUCCGUUUGGUUAAAGUAGACGAGGAAACAAUGGAGCUGAUUCGAGAUUCCAAUGGUGUCUGCAUCCCCUGUCAACCAGGUGAGCCAGGCCAGCUGGUAGGCCGUAUUGUGCAGAGUGACCCCCUGCGGAGGUUUGAUGGAUAUGUAAACGAUUUGGCAACGUCCAAAAAGAUUGCCCGUGAUGUGUUCAAGAAAGGAGACAUGGCCUAUCUCUCUGGUGACGUCCUGGUGAUGGAUGACUACGGCUACAUGUAUUUCCGGGACCGCACGGGGGACACUUUCCGUUGGAAAGGGGAGAAUGUGUCGACCACAGAGGUUGAGGGAAUUCUCAGUCGCUAUCUCAGCAUGGCCGAUGUUGUUGUCUAUGGAGUGGAGGUACCAGGUGCAGAAGGCAGAGCUGGGAUGGCGGCCAUAGCAGACUCCAGUGGCUGGGUAGACUUGGAGAAGUUCUACACGGAUCUUGAGGUGGCUUUGCCACCAUACGCACGGCCUGUGUUCCUGAGGUUGCUGCCAGUAGUGAGCAAGACAGGACUUGCAAAACAUCCUCAUGUGUUAUGAGAAUGGAAUUAAACAGGAUUCAACAAGGAACAGAUCUUUUUCAAAACGUCUCCUCAAAGAAUCGCUCAGUCUUGAUCCUUUAUCUCCUUUGCUCUCUCUUCUAAAUUGUCGUUAUUGCCUCCUUCUCAAAGAGUUCUCCCUAGAUUUGCCCCUGGUACGAGAGGUUGCCCCAGAGGAGGUUUACAUGUUAGAGAUACAGCAUGGUAACAGGCGAUGGAAGACCGCGCCACCCAAUUACACCCAUGUGACCAAUUAACCUACUAACCCGUGCAUCUUUGGAGUGUGGAAGGAAACCAGAGCACCUGGAGGAAACCCACGCAGUCAUGGUGAAAACUACAAACUCCUUAUGGACAGCAGCGGAAUUGAACCCAGGUCACUAGCACAGUAAUAGUGUUAUUCCAACCGCUAUUCUACCAUGACACCAUAGAUAACCGUAAGCCAUAGGAGCAGAAUUAGGCCAUUCAGCCCAUUGAAUCUGCUUUGCCAUUCCAUCAUGGCUGAUCCUGGAUCCCACUGAACUGAGUAACCUGCCUUCUCGUCAUAUCCUUUGAUGCCCUGACUGAUUAGGAAACCAUCAACUUCCACCUUAGAUAUACCUAUAAGCGUGGCCUUCACCGCAGUCUGUGACACAACAUUCCACAGAUCCACUACUCUCUGGCUAAAAGAAUUCUUCCUUACCUCUGUUCUAAAAGCUCACCCCUCAAUUUUGAGGCCGUGCCCUCUUAUUCUGGAUCAUCCUCUUCACAUCAACCCUAUUUAGUCCUUUCAAUAUUCAGUAGGUUUCAAUAAGAUACCCCCGCAUUCUUCUAAAUUUCCAAAGCAGCCAAAUGCUCCUCUUAUGUUAACCCCUUCAUUCCCAGAAUAAUUCGUGAACCUGCUCUGGACUCUCCAAUGACAACAAAUCCUUUCAGAGAUAUUGGACCCAAAACUGUUGACAAUACUCCCAAGUGCAGCCUGACUAGUGUCUUAUAAAGCCUCAAUAUUAUCUCCUUGCUUUUAUAUUCUGUUUGCCUCGAAAUAAAUGACAACAUUGCUUUUGCCUUCUUUA